AUUACAAGUUUUAUUUUUAUCUAUGUAGUUUGUAUUUUUGGCAAUUUUUGGUAAAUGAUACCAAAAAGUUCAAAAAGUACAUUGCAAUUAUAUAAUAAAAUAAAUGCACCUUAAUUAAUUAUUUGGUAUCCACUUUUUAAAUUGUAUUUUAUAUUAUUUCCAUAUCAAUCAGUUGUAAAAAACAACUACCUAAUUAAAGCGUUCGGUUAACCUAAAUUUACUUGGCUGUUAAUUUAGGCAUUAUGUCUAGUUAUAAAUCUACCUAUUUAAUUAUCGGUGGUGGAAUAGCUGGCGUUACAUGUGUUGAAACAUUAGCCAUAUUACAUCCGGAAGAAAGUCUAGUACUAAUUACAGCUUCAUCAUUAGUGAAAAAUGUAAGUAAUGUAAGUUUUUUUGCAAAGACUAUUGUUAAAUUCGACGUCAACGAAACAGAAGCUAGUUCUUUACAGAAGAUACAUCCAAACUUACAAAUAAUCUAUGACUCACUUAAUUAUAUUGAUUCAAAGAAUAAAUUUGCUACAACUGAUGGUGGAGUGAGAGUGGAAUAUGAAAUGAUGUGCCUUUGCACUGGUGGAAUACCAAGACUCAUAUCAGAAGCUAAUAAAUCUAAGAGAAUAUUAGGUAUAAGAGACACUGAAUCUGUGCAAGAAUUUCAGAAAAGGUUAAAAGAUGGCCGUAAAAUGGUUAUUGUUGGCAAUGGAGGUAUUGCAUCAGAAAUAGUACAUGCCACAAGAGGAAUUCAAAAGGUAUGGGUAAUAAGAGAUGAUUACAUAUCUGCUACAUUUAUAGACCCUGGUGCUGCCCAAUUUUUCCAAGAUACAUUCAAUAGAAAAUUAGAAGACAAUGCUGCUAAAAAUACAAUUGUUCGUCGUCAUAUAUUUACUGAAGAAGAUACUUUAGUUUCAUUAAAUAAAGACUUAAAGUCUGCUGCAUUAGGCCCCGAUUGGUAUAGGAAGUUAGAAGACCUACGAAAUGAUCAUGGUGAACAAGAACUGGAAAUAAUAUACAAAGCUGAAGUUAAAUCAGUUUCUGACAUAGAAUCAGAAUUCCCUUUGAGAAUAGAACUAAGUAAUGGCAGAAUUAUUGAUUGUGAUUUUAUAGUGUCGGCUACAGGUGUAGAGCCUGCUUUGAAUUAUAAAUUUGAUGAGGAACCAAUCAAAGGUUUAGAUGGAGGAUUAUCUGUGAAUGAGUUUCAGGAAAUAUCUAUUAAAGAUAUUUUUGCUGCUGGAGAUGUAGCACAUGCAGCUUGGACUCAUGCUCCUCACUGGUUCCAACUACGACUCUGGACACAAGCAAGACAGAUGGCUGCAAUGGCAGCUAAAUCAAUGCAUGCUAGAAAAAUAAAUGAAGAAGUUUUACAAGACUUUUGUUUUGAGCUAUUCACACAUUGCACCUCUUUAUUUGGAUAUAGAGUGGUGCUAUUAGGAAAGUAUAAUGGACAAAACUUAGGUAAUGAUUAUGAAAUUUUAUUGAGAACAACACCCCGCCAUGAAUAUAUUAAAUUUGUCUUACAAAAUGGAAAAUUGCAGGGUGCUAUUUUAAUAGGUGAAACUGAUCUUGAAGAGAUGUGUGAAAACUUGAUACUAGAUCAAAUUGAUUUGACCCCCUUUGGUGAUGAAAUAUUGAAUCCUGACAUAGAUAUUGAUGACUAUUUCGAUUAGUUACUAGGUAUGCAAUAAGAGGUGUGGGGAACGAAGAAUCUACUGAACGAAGUAUAAUGAGCAAAUAAAGAUGUGAUUUUUAUGUU
Molecule: messenger RNA, 1747 nt
Organism: Diatraea saccharalis (sugarcane borer)
Lineage: Eukaryota; Metazoa; Arthropoda; Insecta; Lepidoptera; Crambidae
Source: the annotation of a GenBank genome assembly